Hibiscus syriacus is the source of this 1619-nucleotide messenger RNA. RefSeq names its product probable E3 ubiquitin-protein ligase LUL4. Gene Ontology annotation, molecular function: ubiquitin protein ligase activity. Gene Ontology annotation, biological process: protein ubiquitination. Bases 37 to 1182 code for a protein of 381 amino acids. The record is from RefSeq and is a predicted model, not a curated record. NCBI's taxonomy places the organism in Eukaryota, Viridiplantae, Streptophyta, Magnoliopsida, Malvales, Malvaceae. The transcript has 3 exons.
CUUCUUCUCUCUCUCUCUCUCCCCCCCACCCCAAACAUGGGUAUCUCAUGGAGCAACACAGGCAAUAGCAACAGGAGACGAAACCAAAGUUACCUCCAUGUCCCUCCUCCUCCACCUUUCUAUUUCCCCCAAGAACCCUCUUCCCAUCCUCUUCCGCCACCGCCACCGCCUGCUCCGCCUUCAACUAGCCACCCUUACCCGUCUGUUUCCCAGAACCCUUAUUCCACACACCCUCCACCCCUACCGCCUCCAAUUCCCAACAAUUACUACUGUUCCCCACCCUUCAAUCCCUGCUGUUACUCAAACCCUGUAAUGGGUCGUUACCCUAGUCAAUACCCUCCGUAUUUCGCCAACCAGACUAGUUCAUGGCCCGCGAUUCGUGCUCAUGCCAUGGUGGCGGCGGCGCCUCAACCACCGCCUCCUUAUGUGGAGCAUCAGAAUGCUAAGAAAGUCAGGAAUGAUGUGAACGUGCAUAAGGAUACAUUGAAGCUCGAAGUAGACGAGCAAAACCCCGAUCAUCACUUGGUUUCUUUCGUUUUUGAUGCCUUGUUUGAUGGCAGUAUCACCAUUUUCUACUUUGCAAAGGAAGAGCUGAAUUGUAGAUUUGUUCCCGUAUUUUCUGAAGCCUAUGAGCCUGUGAGAGUCCCAUUUCAGAAGGGACUAGGCCAAAAAUUCCAGCAGCCUCCUGGAACAGGAAUCGACCUAGGUUUCUUUGAAUUAGAUGAUCUCUCAAAACCAUCACCAGGGGAAGAUGUUUUCCCUCUUGUAAUUUCUGCUGAAACAUGUAUGCUGCCUCAUUCAUCAGACAAGCAUGUUGAUGCUCCUGAACAAAGUACAUCUUCCCACAUGCAAAUUACUCAAGCCAUUCUGGAGAAGAACAGUAACACUUUCCAAGUGAAAGUGAUUCGGCAGAUAUUAUGGGUUGAUGGAGUUCGCUAUGAACUACGUGAGAUAUAUGGAAUAGGAAGCUCAGCAGCAGCAGAAGGCUUUGAUGAUAGUGACCCAGGCAAAGAGUGUGUUAUUUGCAUGACUGAACCUAAGGAUACCGCAGUUCUACCUUGCCGCCACAUGUGUAUGUGUAGUGAAUGUGCUAAAGCUUUGAGGCUUCAGUCAAACAAAUGUCCAAUAUGCCGUCAACCUAUCGAAGAACUUAUAGAAAUCAAGAUAAAUAAUGAUCGCUAAAAAGUUCUAUUCCUACAAAGUUUGAUUGUACGGUACGACAUCCUUCUUCGUGAUCUUGAUCUAAUUCACAAUUAUUUUGUAUAUUUCAUCUUCACAUUCUUCAUAGUCUUUUUCAUAUGUUGUGAAAUUCAGACCCCAGAUUUACUAUAUGUCCCGUUUUAAGAGCGAUUUGUAUAAACCAGUUGAGUUAAAUCUCAGAUUUCUCUUGUGAACUCUUUUUGAAGUACACUUUCUUUGGAGUAUUUGUGUAAACUAAUGGAGUUAGAUCUCAUAUUUCUCGUGUACUGUCUAAAGUACACUCUCUAGAUAUUAUAUAUAUGUAAAGCUUGCAUAUGUUGGAAGUUAACUCUCUCUCUCUUUCCCACUUUUUAUUUUUGGUUUUCCGCUUUUGGAAGCAAUGUAUAUUAGUGAAGUGAAUAAUAUAAUGAUUUUUUCUU